Messenger RNA from Drosophila takahashii, 1924 nucleotides. RefSeq names its product solute carrier family 22 member 7. Gene Ontology annotation, biological process: transmembrane transport. Gene Ontology annotation, molecular function: transmembrane transporter activity. The record is from RefSeq and is a predicted model, not a curated record. NCBI's taxonomy places the organism in Eukaryota, Metazoa, Arthropoda, Insecta, Diptera, Drosophilidae.
UCAUUGGAUAACUCGGAUAUGUCGGAAUCGCAGUCGACGGCGGGUAGCUAUCCGGGGAAGUCCUCCUCCCCGGAACUGGACGUUGUGGAGCAGGUGAACGGCAGCUUUGGUCGCUGGCAGCUGCGCACCAUCCUGCUGAUAUUCCUCUGCAAGAUUCCCAGUGCCUGGUUCACAGCCAUCAUUAUCUAUACGGCUCCGUAUCCCUGGAAGGGUGAGCUGGUCUGCCAUCCGGCGGAGUGGAAUGUUAGCCGUUCACGGGCGGAUCAUGUCAGCCAGAUCCAUCCCCUGUGGCAGGAUGCACGCAGCACGGAUCGGCUGUUCAAUGUGGACGUGUGCAAUGCUUAUUCGGAUUCCCUGGCCCGAGGAUUCGUUCGCAGUCAUGGUCGCGAAUGGAAUGCCUCCGAGUCCAAGGAGCCGGAUGCCCAAUCCUCGCUGCCCUGCGAGCAUGUGGAGCAUCGGACGGACUAUAGAUCCCUGAUUAUUCAGUUCGAUUUGAUAUGCUCCCGUCGCGUUCUAGUGGCGGUGACGCAAUCUUUUCAUGCUCUCGGCGCCCUGAUUGGCGGUCUCAUGGCCUACUCGGCUCUAAAGAUCAUCAGUCCGCGACGCUUGAUGUUGCUGGGCAUGAUUGGGCAGAUAUUUUGCGGUAAUCUUACGGGAUUGGUGGACACCUACCAGUUGCACAUCUACUUCCGGUGCCUCACUUCCAUUUUUUGUGCCCUGAUGUAUACUUCCGGCCAGUUUAUAUUAAACGACAUCACCUCGGGACAGGCCCGCAUCAUUGUGAUCACUCUAUCGGAGCUUUUUUGGUCCAUGGGCCUCGUCCUGCUGCCCGCCAUAUCGAUAUACUUUGACGACUGGAGCUACCUGUACGUGGCCAUCUCCUCCUCCCUGAUUGUGCUCGUCUGGCUACAUCGCUGGAUAGCGGAUGCUCCUCGCUGGCUGCUCCAACACCAGCGUGUGGAGGCUGCACUGCGUCAGCUAUUGGAAUCGGCCACUUACAACAACCGGAAGGUGCCACUCACCCUCGAUGUUCAGCUGACCGUUUACGCCAAUGAUCUGGAGCAAAUGGCCAAAAAGAAGCCAGGUUACUGCCAAAUCUGGGACGGCGAGACGAAACGUAGCCAACUGUUGUAUAUUCACUGGAUCUGGGGCGGAGCUAUGGUGCUAUAUAAUAUCAUUCUGCUGAUGAUCCGGAACUUGGGCACCCAGCAAGUGCAUGUGAACACAGCGGCCUUGGGAUUCGCCGAGAUGGUGGGCGUUUUUGUGGGUCUUUACUUGAUCCUAUACACUCGUCGUCAUUGGCGGUGGGCAGGAAAUCUGAUGAUUAUAGCCGGGCUCAGCACCUAUCUCAUCUGGCUGUUGCCAGAAACUGAACGAAAUACAAGACGCGUGGGGUUGGAGCUGGUGUUUUGGUUUAUUUUAAAAGUGGCCAACUCCGCCUCGAUUGCUGUCUUGACCACCUGCACCAGUGAAAUUGUGUCGAAAGAGAAAAGGGUUCUCUUGAUGUUGUCUGUGAUUUCAUUCAGUCGGAUGUGCCUGGUCUUUUGCCCUUUGCUCAGCUGCCUCACGGUCAUCCAUCACCUGGUUCCCAUUACCAUCUUGGCCACCAUUGGCUGGAUUUAUGGAUUGGCUCUGCGUCGCUUGAAUCGAUAUUAUUGGAACACGGAGCAGCCGCAGAUGAGUCAGGUGCCCACGCCCAACACUUAUCGUCGCCAGACGGCCAUCAUAAUGCGCCGAUGCAGCACCGCCAGCUCCGAAUGCAGUGCCUAUAGCAACGAGCUGUUGAGCAACUUUGAACGGAAUAUGGCAGUUAGUAUAGCCGAUAUUUGGCACAUCAAUUUCCAUCCCUCCAGCGAGAUCGAAAUGGAGAUGGAGCAGCCGAGACCGGAAGCUUGUAGAUCGCACAGCUCGGAGACGAUUUGAA